This is a messenger RNA of Penaeus monodon (black tiger shrimp), 210 nucleotides long. RefSeq lists its product as uncharacterized. The transcript is spliced from 2 exons. NCBI's taxonomy places the organism in Eukaryota, Metazoa, Arthropoda, Malacostraca, Decapoda, Penaeidae. The annotation marks the transcript as partial. The record is from RefSeq and is a predicted model, not a curated record.
AGGGAGGAAAAGGAGGGAAGAGAGAGAGAGAGAAAAGAGAAAGAGAGAAAAGGAAAGCAGAAAGGGAAAUAAAGAGAAAGAGAGAGGGACAGAUUCUGAGAGAGAAGAGAGAGAGAGAGAGAGAGAGAGAGAGAGAGAGAGACGAAGAAAAAGAAGAAGAAAUUAAAGGCAAAGAAUCAAGACUUAAAGCAACAAAAUGAAGAAGAAGAA